Trichoderma harzianum CBS 226.95 is the source of this 1430-nucleotide messenger RNA. RefSeq lists its product as hypothetical. Lineage: Eukaryota; Fungi; Ascomycota; Sordariomycetes; Hypocreales; Hypocreaceae. Bases 484 to 1308 code for a protein of 274 amino acids. The record is from RefSeq and is a predicted model, not a curated record. Gene Ontology annotation, cellular component: cytoplasm. The transcript is spliced from 5 exons. Gene Ontology annotation, molecular function: aldehyde-lyase activity.
AUUAGCCUAAUCGUACGGAGUAGCACGACUCGCUUCUUUGUUUGACCGAGACAUUCUCGCUAUUCCCGUGUCUCUACUCCGUAUUGUCCCCCCCCACGCCACCUUGGCACCUCCACACCAUUCUCCCCGCACUCUACCUGUGAUAGCCGACCUCAUCAUGGGCCGUCAAUAGACCCAUGACCAUCUUCGUAGUGUAAGUCCAGCUCGUCCCAGAUCUCCCAGAACAUGCCAUUACCGGUUCCAGAGGGCCAUCUCUGAGUGCUUCUGUCCAAUCAUCGAUUAAAAGACAGAAACGAGCUGCUCCGCCUACCCUCUGACGUAUUCCAAUUCACACCCAUUGCACCCCUCCGGAUUCCGUUUAACAACUGACCCAAUUCUUUCCUCGGGAGCAAAACGACAGGCAUGAAUUCAUUCUUCUUAAGAACUGCUACACCCCGUUUACUGCUCCGGAACAUAUCAGCUGUGCAAUCUAAAAUCACCAGAAUGUCUUAUAUCGGAGCGGGAGUUGCGCCGGGAGGCGCGCAGGCAACAGUGAAGUCGGGCAACCCGCUCAAGGCGCUGUUUGACGCGAACAAGCCUGCUUUUGGCGGCUGGCAGAUGAUUCCAGGAGCGACCAUCUCGAGGCUCUUGGCGCAGUCUGGCUUGGAUUGGGUAUUGGUGGAUUGCGAGCAUGGAGGCAUGGACGAUCGUGCCAUGCAUGAAGCAGUUCCUGCGAUUGCGGCGUUGGGAGUGUCUCCCAUUGUGAGAAUCCCGGGCAUGGAGCCUUGGAUGGUGAAGCGUGCCUUGGACACUGGAGCUCACGGAGUCCUUGUCCCGCUGCUGCGUACCGUCAAGGAGGCUGAAGACCUCGUCCAGGCCGCCAAGUUCCCUCCUUGGGGAAAGCGAGGCUUCGGAUCUCCUUAUUCCGCCAAACAGUUCGGGCGCACCAUUAGCUCCCUCGACUACCUCAACCAAGGCAACGAGUCCAUCUUGACCAUGGUUCAAAUCGAGACCAAGGAGGCCCUCGAAGAUGUGGAUGCAAUCGCCGCCGUUGAAGGAAUCGAUGUGUUGUUCGUGGGUCCAUUCGAUCUAGGUAACAACAUCGGCCACCGCAUCACCGAGGAGGGCAUCCCCCAGGAACUCGAAACCGCUCUGGUUAAGAUCCAGGCCGCGGCCGCCAAAGCCGGCAAGAAGAGCGGUAUCUACACGCUCGACCCGGCUCAUGCCAAGAAGUGCCAUCAGAUGGGCUUUGACAUGAUCCACGUAGUUACAGACUACAUGGCCAUCGAGGACAGUGCUAAGCAGUCUCUCACAGCGUCUACGACUUAGAUACAGAACUGCGCGUGCCAAGCAAAGAAAUGUUUCCGCCUUGUUCUUGGGUAGAUUAGACAUUAUAAAUCUAGAUGCCUUCGACUUGAUCCAUCUUGGCCUCGACUUGCUCUGUUGUGAAU